Molecule: messenger RNA, 879 nt
Organism: Nymphalis io (European peacock)
Lineage: Eukaryota; Metazoa; Arthropoda; Insecta; Lepidoptera; Nymphalidae
Exons: 1
Coding region: 1-879 (292 amino acids)
Source: RefSeq, a predicted model, not a curated record
AUGAAGAAGGGAUUGAUCAAAGGUCCACCAGGUACACCAUGCGCACAAGAUACAUACCUGGGAUGGAUCCUUAUGGGUGGAAUUGACAUCAAGGUCAGGAAGUAUGAGCAAUCCUUAACGGUCAUGACACAAGAAGUUGAUGUAGAAGAUUUACUGAAAACAAUAUGGAAAGUUGAUGAAGAUACGCAAAGAAACCUAAUACAAAGGGAACAGUUAUGUGAAGAUAUAUACACUAAGACACAGAAGCGAGAUGAAUGUGGAAGAUAUGUUGUCAAAUUACCAUUCAACAUUGAAGAACCUAAUUCAACAGAAGGAAAUACGAGAGAAAUAGCAAUGAAGAGACAUAUGCAAUUAGAAAGAAGGUUCAAUCAAAAUAAAGAAUUAAAGCAAGAAUACAAGAAGAUAAUUGAAGACUACAUAUAUCUAAAACAUAUCGAAGAAAUACCUACAGAAGAAAUAAAUAAUAAAUCAGUCUACUUACCUCACCACGCCGUGAUCCGUAAUGAUAAAGAAACCACGAAGACUCGUGUCGUAUUUGACGCCUCGUGUAAGGGCUCCAACGGUGUCUCUCUCAAUGACGAACUGUUGACGGGUCCUGUACUGCAAGACGAUCUGAGAAACCUGAUAAUGAGGUGGAGAACUCACGCCGUUUGCUUUGUUGCUGAUAUCCAGAAAAUGUACCGUAUGAUAUGGGUUGACCGAGAAGACACAGAUUAUCAAAGAAUUUUUUGGAGAAACGACCAAUCUGAAGAAGUCAAAGACUACAGAUUGUUGACUGUUACAUUUGGGACAGCUUCUGCUCCCUAUCUCGCCGUAAGAACCCUUAUGAAAUUGGCAGAAGAUGAGGGCGACCGGUAUCCAGAAGAAGAUAUUGCGUGA